CGAAACGCACCCUCGACUCACCGAGCAGAAGAACCGCAGCCGAGCGCAAUGGCCUAUUUAACGAGCACGUUUGAUGCCAACAUCACCAAUAGGAUGAUCCGACCUGCAUUUUACAGUUCUGGCGAGAAAAUGCUGGGUUGGGAUGUGCCCGUGAACAACAUUGACGAAAUCCCGAAACACUGGCUCUCUUUUCCUGUCGUCGACACCUACCUGCACUACGGCAUCGCCAUAAUUUACGUAUUCCUCAUGAUCAUGUCACUUUUUGGAAACGGGAUGGUUAUUUGGAUCUUUAUAACAACAAAAUCAUUGCGAUCGGCGUCCAACUUUUUCGUCGUUAAUUUGGCCAUUGCCGAUUUCAUCAUGAUGCUCAAGGCGCCGAUUUUCAUUUACAACUCCAUGUUCGAGGGGUACGCGCUAGGAAAGUUUUGGUGUCAAGUUUUCGCAACAAUGGGAUCCUAUUCCGGGAUCGUGCAGGCCCUGACCAAUCUUUGCAUUGCUUACGACAGAUACAGAAAUAUCUCGAGCCCUAUGGACGGGCAAAUGAAAAAAUUGAAUGCUAUUAUUUUUGUCAUCUUGACUUGGGCUUACGCCACUCCCUGGACUUUGAUGCCCCUUUUGGAAGUCUGGAGCCGAUUCGUUCCGGAGGGAUAUUUGACCAGCUGCACAUUUGAUUAUUUGACUGAUACCUUCGAAAACAAACUUUUCGUUUUCUUUAUUUUUAUCUUCGCCUACGUCAUCCCCAUGAGUCUCAUCAUUUUCUUCUACUCACAGAUCGUCUCUCAGGUUUUCAACCACGAAAAAGCCCUGAGGGCGCAGGCCAAGAAAAUGAAUGUUGAAUCUCUGAGGAGUGGCGACCAAGCAGCAGUUUCCGCCGAAGUGCGAAUUGCGAAAACCGCCAUAAGCAUUUGCGGAUUAUUUGUUGCCUCCUGGACUCCUUACGCUGUCGCCGCUUUGAUCGGUUCUUUUGGAGACAAAGAACUUCUAACGCCUUCCGUUUCGAUGAUCCCUGCCAUCUGCUGCAAAUUGGUGGCCUGCUUUGACCCCUACGUCUACGCUAUCAGCCAUCCAAAGUUUAGGCUUGAACUUCAGGCCCGUUUCAGCUGCCUCAAAAUUAAUGAAAAAGCCCCAGAAAAAAGCGACGCCGCCACAGCCAACGCCACUGUUUCUACAUGAGCUGGCUGGUGCUUUUUUUUAUAAAAACGCAUCUUAGAUUUUAAAAAUUGUGUACUUUUAAAAUGCAAUUAUUUACAGAUGUAUCGUCCUUUAUGUUUGCAAUAAAAUGAUUCACAAUAAA
Messenger RNA from Neocloeon triangulifer, 1294 nucleotides. RefSeq names its product opsin, ultraviolet-sensitive-like. The transcript has 8 exons. The record is from RefSeq and is a predicted model, not a curated record. Gene Ontology annotation, molecular function: G protein-coupled receptor activity. Gene Ontology annotation, biological process: G protein-coupled receptor signaling pathway; visual perception. The coding region runs from base 49 to 1173 and encodes 374 amino acids. Lineage: Eukaryota; Metazoa; Arthropoda; Insecta; Ephemeroptera; Baetidae. Gene Ontology annotation, cellular component: membrane.